Epinephelus fuscoguttatus (brown-marbled grouper) is the source of this 3836-nucleotide messenger RNA. It is a transcript of the gene sar1aa, whose product is annotated as secretion associated, Ras related GTPase 1Aa. The record is from RefSeq and is a predicted model, not a curated record. Gene Ontology annotation, cellular component: COPII vesicle coat; endoplasmic reticulum exit site. The transcript is spliced from 7 exons. Gene Ontology annotation, biological process: intracellular protein transport; endoplasmic reticulum to Golgi vesicle-mediated transport; membrane organization. Gene Ontology annotation, molecular function: GTPase activity; GTP binding. The coding region runs from base 60 to 656 and encodes 198 amino acids. Lineage: Eukaryota; Metazoa; Chordata; Actinopteri; Perciformes; Serranidae.
CCAUUGAUACUAUUGAGUGCUGGACUGCUGGUCAGUACCGAGAGUCAAAAGCCAUCAAGAUGUCAUUUUUAUUCGACUGGAUCUACAGGGGGUUUAGUAGUGUUUUGCAGUUCUUAGGUCUGUACAAAAAGUCUGGGAAGCUGGUUUUCCUGGGUCUGGACAACGCUGGUAAAACAACGCUCCUACACAUGUUGAAAGAUGACCGACUUGGCCAACACGUGCCGACCCUGCAUCCAACAUCUGAGGAGCUGUCAAUUGGUGGGAUGACAUUUACUACAUUUGAUCUGGGAGGACACGUACAAGCUCGAAGAGUGUGGAAGAACUACCUCCCGGCUGUGAAUGGAGUCGUCUUUCUCGUCGACUGCGCGGAUCACGACAGACUCAUUGAAUCCAAGACUGAACUCGAUGCUCUCCUGGGAGACGAGACCAUAGUCAAUGUUCCAGUGUUGGUGUUGGGUAAUAAAAUUGACCGCCCUGAGGCCAUCAGUGAAGGAGGACUGAGAGGAGCUUUUGCUCUUGAUGGUCAAGUUACCGGAAAGGGAAAUGUCUCUCUGAAGGAGCUGAAUGCCCGGCCGCUGGAGAUUUUCAUGUGCAGCGUGUUGAAAAAACAAGGCUACGGGGAAGGUUUCAGAUGGUUAUCACAGUACAUGGACUGACACUGAAGCUUAACCAGAGGGGAUUUUCUUGACACAUUUUCCACAAAGCAUGACAAAGACUUUGUCUCCUUGCCAGUGUCAACCAGCCCAAAUUUUAAACCACAGUAUUCAGAGCAUAUUAAGAUCAUAUUCUUUUUAACACUGAAAGCAUUUAUUCAGGAUUUAAAGGUUUCUAUGCAAACUUUUAAAAGUGGUUCAUGGUGAACUGUCCUACCUGUGUUAUUAAUGUGAGAAUUAACUGAGUUGUCUAACUCCAUGGCAUGUUAAUUAGGUUACAUCCAAAGGUUACAUCAUACCUGAUUGCAGCAUAUGAGCAGACAUACAUUAUGCAAGAGCGUAGGUACAUACAUAUCAGUGUUGCAUUAUUUAGUAUGGAUAAAACCAGCUGCUCUAGUUGGAAUUUAUUAAGAAGUCAAGUGAUGUAAGUUGAGGACUCGAUGGUGAAUGUGUAGGGUAGUUUAACGCUUGUCUGACAUCUGAUUAAAACGGUCAAGUUUAGAUUUUAAAAUAUAUAACUAAAUACAGGAGAUUAAUUUCAGUUCAUUUAAUCUAAUGAUACGCAGCCACUGCCUUCAAAGCAUACAGCCAAAGAUGUAUGCUAAUGACUUUGGGAUUAGCAGGGGGAGAGAUUGGACUUCAACAAAAGAUAUCUUCCUUCCACGCUGAGCGCUGAGCCAAAAUAACAGAACAAAACAUCAGAUCCCCUUAGAAACCAAAAAGAGGAGAGAGAGCACAUCCCAUAAAUGAAGGCGCUGAGUAAACUGAGUCAAACUGUCAGUGUCUCGAUGGCACUGGCUCGUUUAUUUUUGCAUCUUUUCCUAUAUGCGUUGACCCAAAGUGAUGCUACUGUACAUGCUGCGUUGAAGGCAGCUAAAUGGAAGUGGUAGAAAUAAGUCUAUAACAUCUUUGAUUCUGGGGUGUCAUCUUCAGUGUCUUGGGUACAGGACUCAAAGAUAAAAUGUUCAUACUGAACAUAAUAUGACGUUCAGUGGCUGCUCUUGCUUGAUUAUACAGGGUUCCCACAGUCAUGAAAUUCCUGGAAAAGUUUUGAAAUUAGAAAAAACUGUUUUCCAAAUGGUUUACAAUUAACAUAAUGUUUUAGAAGAGUUUUGAAUUUACAUUGAUUUGGCCUUUGUUUAAGAUAUGUUCAUAAAAAUCCCAAAACAUGUCGUUAAGCGAAACACGUUCCUUGUAUUACCAAUUUAAAAUCUCGGGACUGUUGAAAUGUCACUAGUAUAAUGUGAUAUACAUAGACCAGGCAUCGUGUCAUUGCCAAGGCCAAGAAACGCAAUGUCGCAUCAGAAAAGAAACAGAAAAAUGCUGAAAAGCUGUUUUCAACACGUCCUUUCCUAACUUUUGUGGUGUUUGAUCUUGCGGGGAUGUAGUCAUUUUUCUGCCAUGGUUCGCAUCCUGUAGGCGAUAUUUUUGUGGGCGUGUUACACCAAAACCUGUUUCCCCCUGGCAAUAUUUUUGCAAGCGCACCAUUGCUGGCACUGCCAAGAACGAUUGUGAUUGGUUGAAAGAAAUAAGCUCAAGCUGGCUGAUGGUGUCACCUGCAACUCAGCUGGUCAAAUCGACAGUGGCUGGUUUUAGGACAUAAAGCACGUCACCUGUUUCUACAGCCAAUCAGAUUGUAGUGAUCAAACUGGAUGGGGGAAGCCUGAAGGGGCAUGACGGCAAUCGGCUUUAAUUUAUCAAGGUAGCACAAACACUCAGGUUCAGGCAAGGUCGUAAAAUAGUUAUUAGACAUGUCUAUGAUACUAACCAUUAGUAAGAAAUAAAUGCAGUCAAUGCACAAAUGCAGCCAAACAUGUCAAAUUCAAAAUGAAGCUUUUGAUUUCCUGGUCCAGCUGCGUCUCAACCCUCACCUUUGGUCAUGAGUUCUGGGUAGUGAUCGAAAGAAGGAGGUUGCUUAUACUAGCAGCUGAAAUGAGUGUCCUCUGUGAGUCAGCCUGGGCUCAUCCUUAGAGAUAGGGUAAGGAGCUCAGAGUAGAGCCACUGCUUCUUCGCUGUGAAAGGGGUCAGUUGAGGUGGACAUCUAUAGGAUCUUCAGUUCUCUGUCCCCCACAAAGAGGCACAGCUUUGCUGUUUUGCAAAGUACCCAUAUGGUCUGGUUUACUGGCAUGUGCAGCUAGUUGGCGGGAACGUCUAACAAGCGAGUAAGGCUAGCAAGUGUGAGCAGUUUGCUUAUCUCCAAAUGCCUGGGAAGUGACCGUUAAACAAUGUAUGGCUGUAUCCCUAUUAGGCUUACCCAUUUUAAACCACUUCUGUAAAAUGAGGCAAAAUAUUACAGAAAAAUAUUACAGAAAAGUUGCGAAAAUUAAUCAGUAAAAAGUGGGAACCCUGAUUAUAUCAUGAAGGCUGUGAUAAUGUAUUGCACUUAAAAGUGUCGGGAAGCAAUGAAGUAGGAUGAUCAACUGUACUGUAGCAGAGACAAUCUCUGUAUGUAGGAGUAGGAAAGAAUAUAUGUAGUUCUGAGCCUGUUAGUUUAAAUCGUUAAAUUAAAUUUUUAUUAUUUUUUUUCCUUUAACUUAGAGCCUGAGCAAUAUUUCGGCAUGUACUCAUCAUGUAGGCUGUGUAACAGGGCUGCAGGUGAUUUACUUUUUGACUAUCUGAGGAGAUAUGAGAGUGCACUUGCAAACAUGCUAACGAAGAAUAUUUGAGUCCCUGCCUGCAUACAUUUUUACAAUGUCCCGUGUGAAUUUGUAUCCUCGUUAUGAGAAGCUGGAAAUGGACGAUGGGGAGCAGAAACAUUUGAUCAUCGCACCCCAUUUACCGUUUCCUGCGUCCCUCGUUUACAGGGUAACAUUUUGAAUAUUCUGUUAAUAUAUGCAGGGGUGUUUGUGACUGAGAUAAAAAUAUACAUAGGAAAGAGAUUUUUUUUUACAGGGAAUCUUGAGUGUUUACUGAGAUGCAUGUAAACAAACUGCUUUUCCUUUGAACACUGUUAUGAACCAGUCGCUGAACCCCUGUAAAUUAUGUAUAAUACAGAUGUAAAUGUUUGUACAGUAACUGCCGACUAGCUGACACUAAUAAAGCACUGGAGUUAUUUAUAGCUGAAUACUUGAAAUAUUUGGAGCAGUUAUCUGUGGUAAUAGUUUUAACUUGAAGGAUGCACACAUAAAGAUCUAUGUAUGUGGUGAGUGGUUCACGUGUAAUAAAACCAACUUUGUUUUUGCA